AUGUCGAACCUCUUCUCUGGCAUUAACGCCCGUUUCCGAGGAGGCUCAGGCAGGGCGGCAGGCCCGCAGAAGAGUCCUACGACUCCUACAGCCCCUCUGCCGGAGCAACUGCCUCCACAGCUCCCGCCUGCAACAACAACAACUGCCCCAAAGCUUUCACCCUUACCAAACUCGCCCUCACUGGCACAGACAAUUGGCAUGGAGCAAAAUGGAGACGAAAUCCUUGCGUCCUAUCAUCUACCCCGACCAUUACCGCUUUGGCUCAACCCAAAGUAUGCUAAGCACAUUGUCAAGGGUAACUUCAUGACGUUGAGUGCUCGCCCUAAGACUGUUGAACAGGGAGAAUGGAUUGCGCAUCAAGUUGUUGAGCAUUACCGCAACCUUUGGAAUUUUGUCCGUGUUCUCCACGAGAAGGAAGAUAGUGGUGCUACGAUCUGCAAUUCAUCAACUUGCCCACGAAUGUCGGCGGGAGCAAAUCACUCCUUUACCUGGCUGAAUAGCCGGCGCGAGCCAGUAGAGCUUCCAGCUUACGAAUACAUGACGUUGAUGCAGAGAUGGAUCUCUGGAAAGAUUGACGAUACGAACAUCUUUCCCACGGAUUCAUCUGGUGUGUCGUACGCUCAUAACCCGUCCAUGAGCGCGCCCCUGAACCCGGGAGAGCCUGACUGGGUGGGAAAGAGAUCCGGCUUUCCGGAGAAGUUCAUUGACGUGUGUCAAAUGAUCUUCCGUCAGAUGUUCCGUGUCUACGCCCACCUCUAUUGGGCUCACUUUACCGAGCCCUUCUACCACCUUGAUCUUGAAAAGUCUCUCAACAGUUGCUUCUCCCACUUUAUCCUCACGGCAACUGCCUUGGAUAUGCUGAAGCCCCAGGAGCUGGAGCCGAUGCAGCCCCUCGUGGAUCUCUGGGCCGCUAGCGGAACUUUCCCACCCGAGUCGAAGGCAUACGAAUACGCAAAUGUCAAGGCUGGAGAACGGCUCUUACAAGCUGCCGGGGUGUCAAAUUAA
Molecule: messenger RNA, 1005 nt
Organism: Clonostachys rhizophaga
Lineage: Eukaryota; Fungi; Ascomycota; Sordariomycetes; Hypocreales; Bionectriaceae
Source: the annotation of a GenBank genome assembly